Messenger RNA from Acanthoscelides obtectus, 2960 nucleotides. The record is from the annotation of a GenBank genome assembly. Lineage: Eukaryota; Metazoa; Arthropoda; Insecta; Coleoptera; Chrysomelidae.
CCAGAGUCUCGCUAAGUACUACCGCAACGGUACACCUUCGCUUCGCGAUCGCAGGCGCAUUUUUAUUUGCUUGGCGCGGAGCUUGUUCACGCUUACCUACGGUCGAUGUUCAAGUGCACUUAGUUCUUUUGUUGUUUUGGUACUAUUGGUACUAUCUUUUUGAGAGGAAAAAUGUUGAAACUUCUCCUUAUCCCCCUCAUCCUGCAAGCAGCUCUAGUCAGCAGCCAAUCCCGUCAAAACAAUGACCAAUCAAGAGGCGCUCCAGGUCUACGACCAAUCCUAAUGUUCAUAGAACGACUUCUGGACACACAAGCUUCCAACCAACAACCUCGAGCACUCAAGCCACAACUACAGGGCCAAACACAGUCCCAACAACCUCAACAGUCUCAAUCUCAACAGCCGCAACAGCCUGCACCACAAGCCACGCCACAGACUGUUCAACAGACUGUUCAACCUCCGACGCAACAGCCUAUUCAGUUGAUUUAUCAAGGGGUUCCUCCGUUGUUUCAACCGACGAUUCUGCCACAGUUUCCGUUUCAACAGUUGCAGUUGCCUCUGCAGAUUACGGGACAGUCUGGAGUACAACAACAGUCUGGUCAAGGUCAACAGUCUGGUCAACAACAGCAGGUGGUCCAGGUACAACCCAGCCCCCAGCAAGUUCAACAGCAGCAAUAUGUCCGUCUCUUGGACCCUAACCAACAGCAACAACGGCCCAGGAAUUUAACAGUACCAUUGCCACAGGUGCGCUUCCCUUCCCAAUACCAACACCCCGCUCUGAACCAACUGCAGUUGGUGCGGCAGCCCCAACUGCAGCAAUCCGAGCCUGUCCAACCCAUUUUGCAGCCCGCACAGCCGCCACCACCCAAUGUCUACCAGCAUCUGUUUGGAAGGCAACAGCUGUUCUUCCAGGACCCGAAUCAACCAGGAGGGUUCCCUGGGCAGUACGGAUACAACUAUAUUCAUGAUAAGCAGAGGCAGCCGGGGGUAUAUGGCAGAGUACCUCAAUUCUUCGUCUACCGCCCAGAUCAACCAAUCCUGAUCAACCCUGGACAAGUCCCCGGAAAUUUUCUGCCUCCUACCGGACCAGGGGUUCUUGGUGGUCCCGGAUUGACCCCUGGAGUUGGGGGCAGGAAUCCAUUCUUCGUAGGAGGUGGAGGUCAGCCAGCUAGACCUAACUUUGUACCUCCUGUGGAGAAAGACGCCGAGGAGAUACCGACUGAUCCAAGCAAAAUACCGCCAUUUAACGGAGGAAAAGGCAGCGGACAAACUGGCGUGAAACCUGAGAAAUUGGAAACAUUGGAUGAAGGUAAGCCUGAGUUUACCACAAAAUCCGUCGGCGAUCCAGACGUCAAUCAUCAACAGUACCCGAGCUACGGACCUAAACCAGGUCACAAAUUCUUUUUCGUCCUGAACGGCCAAACUCUGUUGCCUCACUCGGCCUUUGAAAAGUACAAUGGCUACUCUUUAGCAGAUGAGCAACACGGAAGUCCGAACAAGGAGGAGUUGCAUAGCAAUAUUCCCGAGGAGUACAGAGAUAUUCCGCAGAAAGACGAACAGCAUCAUGAAGUACCUGCUCAUCAUGAGAAAGGAGAACUGCAAAACAACAUCCCUCACGACUACGCCCAACAUCACGAGAACGGCUUCAGAGACUCAAAGUACUAUUCCGACGACCCUCAAAACUUCUUCGGAGCAGAGCACGGCCUAUUCUUCAGAAACAGCGGCUCAGCUGAUCAAGGACACCAUCAACCUGAGCAGUUCAGGUAUUCGCCGGUAUAUGGCGUCGAUCAUGAUCAAGGUCAACACCAGUCAGAGCAGUUCAGAUAUUCGCCGCCCGAGGACAUUGCAGGUCAAGGUCAAGGUAAAGGUCGUCAGGAAUCUGGACAGUUUAGGUACUCUCCACCAAGCGAUCCGUACCUUCCGUUUGGGGAUGAGACUGAGAACGAUUCUGUAGUUGUGGAUGCCAACUUGGACGAUAGGAAUACGAGAGGGAGCGGUGAAUCAAAGAAACAGGAAUCUCAUAGCGCCACUUCUCAAAAAGAAGAUGCCGACCCCACAGGAGACCCCAGCACAGCGCAAGCUGCCCCUGGCGCAGUGGCAAUCGCAGGCCCCGGCGGCGUAGCAGGGGCUUCCCCUAAAGCCACGGCUCUGGCAGGGAAAAGGGGCCUCGCAGUCUCGAGCCCACACGCAACGGCCGUUGCGGGUACCGAGGGUACUAAACAUGGAAGGAGGAGAACCAAACCAAGCAAGAGUGAUAACAAGUGAAUGUGAUAUGAGUGAUGGCGUAAUGUGAGACUUGACAGAUUAUAUUUAUUUCGGAUAGAGUUAUGGUGUAUAUGUGGAUCCAUUUCAUCAAGAAUGUAUGAUUAUGACGAUUUAUUAACGUACGCUACCUGAAGAUAUCCAAGCAUAUAUGCUGUUGAGCGACAUCCAAAAAGGGAUUUGAAAGAUCGUAGCGCCAUCUAUGAGACGAGAGCAGAAAAAUAAACUUAAGAAUGUAUUUUGGAAGAUUGUUUGAUUCUGCUAUCGCCUCAUAGAUGGCGCUAGGAUCUUCAAUCAUUUUUCAACGCUUUUCUAAUGUUUAUUUUAAUAGGGUAUCUUCAGUUGGAAUAUGAUCAAUGACUUACCUGUGCUACCAAGGAGGUAAGAAUUAGUACUGCUGUUAAACAUUAAGUUAUUACACAUUUUUAUGUAAUUACUUAGUUAAUCGCACCUCCAUGAGAUAUUUUGUUACAAUCGCGCAUAAUUGUUUCGUCUUUUAUGCAUAAUUUGUACGUAUUACAUCUGCCAGUAUAAAGUUGUCAAUUACACAAAUAAAACUCAUGUAAAUUUGUAAAGUUAUCUGCACUAGUUAUCAUUAACAGCUACGUCAACUGAUGUGUGGUUUAUAGUUUGUAUUAAUGGAUUUGUAAUUCUGUUCGGUCAUUCGUAGUGAAAUAAAUCUAUUUUUACAACACCUAUAA